AUGGAAGUACGCGUUUUAGGAAAUUUUAUUACUUUUGGGGAACGAUAUUAUAAAAAAUCUAAAGAUCAACCUGAAGAUUUCCCUCAUAAUUCGUACAAUAAAAGUUAUCAACCUGGAGAAUUAAAUAAUAAUUAUAAACUCUAUGAGGGGUUCAAUAGAACCUCACAAGAAACAAGUAGACUGGACGACUUUGAAGAAGAACUUUGUACUUUCGAUAAUACAGUCAUUUGGAGUAGGGGAAAUAUCUUGUAUAAAACCUUCACGUAUGAAGAGCCAGUUGUGCAGGCUUUAUUCGUUUGGUUUAAGGUGGCAAAAAGUUAUCAUUCCUACUAUCUUGAAAAACGUUCAGAUACUUAUCAUAAAAAACCCUUGCAAACGGAAAGACAACGUGCUCUCUUUGUGCUCCUUGAAAAUUACGCCAAAGUGUACUUCUUAGACGGUCAACAUUUCUUGAUAAGAGUCCCCUCUCACGUACGUUGUGCUUGGGCGAUGAACAUUGGCGUUAUCCUUCAACGUGAUUCGGAGGAUGAAUAUUCCUUAAAUAUAUCUAAUUUCACAGCUGGUCCCUUCCCGGUUCUUUAUAGUAUAUUAGACCCUUUAGAGAAUAUCAAACCUAUUUCAAUUGUGGAUAAGAUAAUUUGUGAGGGAGAGAAGGUCAAAAUAUUAGGAACAACACGACCUUUUUCGGAUAAUGAAGAAGUCGUGAUUUUUGUCAAUGAUCGCGAUGAUCAAGGAAACAAUCUUAUUAUAGUUACGUUAAGUCGUAAAACUCUUAGGCAUUCUGUAUAUAGGUAUGCUAUAAAGAAAGAAAAUAGUUUAAAAAUGUUGGAAAGGAUUUGCUCAUCUCCCAUCAAAACCAGUAAUCGAAGAAGUUCAAACGUUCGUUCUGAUAAUUCAUUGCAAAAUAAAGAGCGACGAAUCUCUAUUGGUCUUGAUGAUUCAUUUCAAGGUUCCGAAGGAAGAACUUCUCUUCAAAGUGUGGAUCGAACUUUAUACGCGACUGGUGUUAAUUCAGAUGACAUGUAUAAUGAUUUAAGAUUCAAAUCCGAUAUGAAAAACGAUAUUUAUAUGGAAUUACUUUGGACGGAACCUGUAGCGAAAAUUGGAAAAUUUGAGGACAGCAUAGUAUUUAUAGCUCACGACUUUGAUUGUCACGAAAUUUUAUGUAUAUUUACUAAAUCCAAUCAAAGUUUCAUUGCAUUGGAUAUUUUUGCUCAUUCGGAUGGGUUAAAAGCUUUAUUCAAAUUUGAGUCCAAGGUCAUAGCAGCCUCUCCGAUUUCUGCAACUAGACUCAAUUACAAUGAUAUUUUAUUUGUAAAGGAAGGUAUUAAACAGCCAAUAGUUGAACUAUGGAUUGGCCAUGGCGAAACCAUUCCUUUGAAUUUGGACUAUGAUUUUGAAGGAUUAUUUGAUUCUGCUCGAAAUUUGGAAGAGACAUAUUAUGAAAAAGAAUCUUUCCCUUUGUCAACCUUUCAUCAUCAAUUAAUCGAAAAGUAUCUAGUAACGGAUAAAACCAUAUCAAGUUUGAAACCAUUAAAUUCAAAUGUUUGCGAUUUGAAAGAUCGCGUUCGUCAUCGUGUAAAUUUUGCUUUUCAAAAUCACACAUUACUUAGGGUGGACUUGAAUUUUGUUCCGAGGUCUAAUCUCGUUCGAAAAUGUCUGGAGAUAUUAAGUUAUGCAUUACCAGUAGAGUUAUAUUAUAACUUUAAAGCACGAUAUCUUUGUUAUCAAUACACGAAAGAUAAUGAUGUGAAAUCAGCAUCUAGAAGGAAUGAGUGGGAAAAUUUUGUUAUAUCUCUCUUAUCAUUCUUUCCUUUUUCUGUGAAAUCUAAUGAAGGCAUCAAGGCAGAAGAAAUUGAAGGAUGGGAUUUUUUACUUUCAUCUUCACAUCAUACGAAAUUUAAUUUCAAUUCUCAUUUACAAUGCAUUCUUCCGAUAUCGGAUCAAUUACCGACAAUCGAUGAUGAUUCUAUAAUUAAAAUGUGUGAAAAAUCUAGGGGGACGUUUUUUGCCAAGAAUCAAUCCGACCAAAGAUUUUUAAAUUUUCUACCUGCUAUACUCCUAUCCCUUCACCUUGUUUAUCAAGAUCUAAAAUUACAUACUUUAACGCAAAAAUACGUUGAUGAUAUUUUACCAUUGUUGAUUCAAUUAUCAACAUUUCUGGAUUGGAAAAUUUAUGUUGAAUAUUAUAGGAUAAAUUAUGGAUUAGAUAAAAAAUUAUCUAUCAAGGAAGACGUUCUUAUGAGCACAACGUUAAAUUCCGAUCAUCCUUUCUUUUCACCUCCUGAUAUAACUCAAUGGAUUUUGAAGUGUUUUCGAAGUAAUGUUGAUCAGAUUAAACCUUUUCCAAAUCCCAUGGAUAUAAGUCGAAUUUUCACCAUUCCAAUAAGAGAGAAUAUCUUAGUUCAGAAUCUUGAUUGUUGCAAAAGAAUGCGACAAAUAUGUUCGAUCUAUACUAAAUUAGUUCGUGAGGGAGAAAAUGCAACGAUUUUUGAAAUGGUGAAGUUUGGAUUUACAAGUAAGGACAUUGAAUCUUUACCGUUUGGCAUCGUUGUUCCUUUAUGCGAAGCUAUUAGGAAGUGUCGAGAAAAUCCCCCAGAAGAUUGGCCAGAAGAUGCUUACGUACUUAUAGGUCGAGAAGAUUUAGCCAAACUGAAAUUUGGUACGCCGAUUAGAUAUAUUCACUCUCGAGGAAGCAAGACGGAACCAAAACCACAAUCUAUUUUACAAGUGAUCGAGCCUACAAUUUCCGCUCCACCACAAGAAAUUCGGGAAGAAAUAAAUGCAAGUGAAAUUUCAAACCGCGAAAUCACGGAUUUAAGAUUUGGUAGUGAUAAAAGGUUAAAUGAAGUGCAGCUACUCUUACAAUCAAGUAAUGUUGUACAUAUCACUACUGAUAUGAGUCAGAUUGAAGAAAGUUCUCCAUUAGUUUUAGACCGUGUUCAGAAUCAUUGUUUAAAUAAUUUUGCACUUCCGGUUGGAAGAGGAAUCUUAACUUAUCAUACUACAACACCUAUACUCACUGAACCUUUUCCAAUCCCUGAAGCAAGUUUAACUAUUAAAGUGUUACCAUUCAAUUCUACAAUACAAGUUGAUCGGACUCUUCGGAUGCCGGAUAACAUCGAAUGGCCAGAAUUUCAUGAAGGUGUCGCAUCCGGUUUACGAAUCCCGUCAAGCUGUAAUAUUGAAGGAUCCUGGAUUUCACUUAAUAAACCAAAUGUAGCGGACAAUAGCCACGCGGGAUUUCUUUUGGGGUUGGGAUUCAAUGGACAUUUAAAAGCUAUGAGUAAAUGGCAAGCUGUAGAUUAUUUAAUGAAAACACCAAAACACGAUAUGACAACUAUCGCAUUGGUUCUUGGUCUACCGGCUUCAUAUAUUGGAACUAUGGAUACAGAAAUCACAAGGUUUGUGGCGGUUCAUGUUACAGCCUUAUUACCACCAAAAUCAAAUAGCUUAGAUGUAUCACCUCUAGUUCAGUCUGCAGCAUUACUUGGUAUUGGUCUACUUUAUAUGAAUACAUGUAAUCGAUAUAUGGCUCAAGUUAUGCUUGGAGAAAUCGGUACAAAGGCUUUGAAGGUGUCUGAUAAUUCUGAAACGGAUUUUUCGGAAGGAUAUUCACUUGCAGCCGGACUUUCUCUUGGAUUCAUAACUUUGGGUCAAGGAGACGAGGCACAUGAAUUAGCCGAUUUGGAGAUGUUCAAAGAAUUAAGAUUAUAUAUUAACGGGGGUAGGGCUUCGAUGAAGAAAUCGUCUAAUACGUCUUCAUCUGGAAGCGGAGGUCGUUUGAACGGAAAUGCUGAUGGUGUCAACGUUAAUAUUACAUCACCAGGAGCGACAAUUGCACUUGGAUUGUUGUAUUUGAAAUCAAAUAAAGAAAGCGUUGCAAGAGCAAUUCCUAUUCCGGAAACCGAAUUUUUCUUGGAUUACGUUAGACCUGAUUUUCUUUUGAUAAGAAUUCUUGCUCGAAAUUUGAUUAUGUGGAGUAAUAUUAAAUCUGAUCAAGUUUGGGUCGAAAGUCACGUACCUGAAUAUAUGAGGAAAAUAUUGGAGCAAAAAAGUCGUGGACCUCGGAAUGAUGAUGCUGAUCCAAAUUUGGAAGCUAUCAAAAGGUCCUAUUAUUAUAUUAUAGCGGGUGCUUGUUUCAGUAUGGCUUUAAAGUAUGCUGGAUCGGCAGAUAAAGCAGCAUUACAGUGUUUACUCCAUUAUCUUGAUUUUUUCAUGAAUCUGGGGAUUUCAAGAGCACCCACAUUUGACGAAACCAUCACAAGAUUUGCGAUCAAAACCUGCUUGAAUGUUUUAACUAUGUGUACUUCGAUCGUUGCAGCUGGUACCGGUAAUCUUCAAGUGUUACGAAGAAUACGUAAACUUCGCCGAUUAGACAUUAAUCCCGGUAAUAUCACUACCUACUUUCGUUCGUACGGGAAUUAUAUGGUUAUAAGUAUGUCUUUAGGGUUUUUGUUUCUUGGCGGAGGGACUUAUACAUUAUCAACAUCCAAUAAGGCUAUUGCCGGAUUAGUUUGUGCUUUAUUUCCAAGGUUCCCGGUUGAAUGUUUUGAUAACAGGGCUCAUUUACAAGCUUUUAGACAUUUAUGGGUGUUGGCUGCUGAACCAAGAUGUUUAGUAUUAAGAGAUUUGGAAACUCGGGAAGCUUGUUAUGUACCAGUAAAAGUUACAUUUAAAGAUUUCUAUAAUGCUUCUAUUACAAAAGAGUCUGAUGACACAAAGGAAACUGUAGUUGAGACUAUAACGUUGGAUUUGGUUGCGCCUUGUUUGCUGCCUGAAUCGAAUUUUAUACAAAAAAUUGAAAUCGACAGUCCAAGGUAUUGGCCCAUAAGGUUAGAAUUUAAGAAAUCGGAUGUGAUGCUAGAGUUUUGGAAAAAUCCUACAGUUUUCGUCAAAAGGAAAACCGGACAUUUGACUUAUUCUGAAGAUCCUCAAGGUUUAUGGGAUAUAUCUACACAUAUAUUCCCAAGAGGAAAAACUUUAGUAAAAUCUAAAAAUUCCAAGGCCCAAAAGCAAAAGGAUCUUGACUUUAUUAAAAUCUUUUCAUCAGAUCCUCAAGUUCAAGCAUUUACCAGAUAUCUAUGUGAAAUAUCUUCCACAAAUGUUUAUGACAAGGGACGAGAGUUGUCAACAUUUUCUACUGAAAUAUUAUCAGAAUGUCUAAAUGGAAAUAAACCUGAAGCUAUUCAAAUUUACCUUUCCCUUUAUCAAGUUCAACAAAGUUUGGAACAAAUCAGCGAAUCAAAUCUAUGGAAUCUUAAAAUAAUUCUCGAGUACUAUCGUGCAAGGAAAAGGAUAAAAAAUAACGCAAACGAAGAAGACACAGAUAACACGCUUAUAAAAAGAGAGUAUCUUGGAGGGUUAAGAUCAAGACUUGACCAAUUCUUUGAAACUCCCUUAAACAAUUCUAAACAAGCAAACAAUACUCCGGUUCAGACGCAACAAAAUUUUUUACAUGUUUUACGUACGUAUCUGACAAAUUUUGAAAAACAUGGAGGUGAAGAAAACAGUAAACAAUCUUUACAUUAUCUAUCAUCUUGGCUUAUUUAUCACGAAAUACCAGAUCGUUAUACUUUAAAAACUAUUGUAGCAUACUCUAAGGAUUUGAAAGGAAUCUUACAAAAUAAUAUAUUAACGUCUGAUGAUGUGGUUUUGCAAGUUCUUUCUACGUUCUGGCCAUACAUUUCCUUUAACACUUUAAAGAUUAUUCAAGAUUGUUGUUUUACUUGGAACUUAUAG
Molecule: messenger RNA, 5742 nt
Organism: Funneliformis mosseae
Lineage: Eukaryota; Fungi; Glomeromycota; Glomeromycetes; Glomerales; Glomeraceae
Source: the annotation of a GenBank genome assembly